Messenger RNA from Paraphaeosphaeria sporulosa, 455 nucleotides. RefSeq lists its product as uncharacterized. The coding region runs from base 102 to 350 and encodes 82 amino acids. The transcript has a single exon. The record is from RefSeq and is a predicted model, not a curated record. NCBI's taxonomy places the organism in Eukaryota, Fungi, Ascomycota, Dothideomycetes, Pleosporales, Didymosphaeriaceae.
AAGUGAAGGAACAAUGCGCUGUACUUGACGUGCGGCACUCUGUACGAUUUUGCGCAGCUAUCUAUAGGAAAAGGGGUCGGCGUUUGGCGCUUUGUUUUUGAAUGCGCAGAGGCGCUCGAAAUGGGAUCUACUCGCAUCGUGUUGCAACGCUGCGUUUCGCUAGCUACGGCGGGUUUCGGUUAUAUAGGAUGCUGAGAAACCCACGAACGGGGAGUAUAUAUGUUGUAUGUACUGUGGCAGUCAGUUUGCCCUGCCAUUUCGAUAACUACAACAUCCUGUCACAGCACUACUGCAUAUGUGCUGAGUGUGAUGUAGCUUGUUCAGUGGACGCACUGGCUGGAUGGACUUGACGGGGUGAGGUGGUGUCGUAAUCGGGAAUGUGGGUGCAACAUAUAUAGAACUUCCUCAGGUACCUCGCAGCUCUCGAGAACCCUGCCUUGGCACCUGUGCAGGAU